This is a messenger RNA of Durusdinium trenchii, 1506 nucleotides long. Lineage: Eukaryota; Dinophyceae; Suessiales; Symbiodiniaceae. The record is from the annotation of a GenBank genome assembly.
AUGCGCUUGGAGGUUCCGGAAGCCCCACUGUUGCCGGUGGAGGAAGUCAGUGAGGAGGCCCCUGAGGACAGCGGCAACGCAGCCGCCACCGAUCUAGCGCAGCCUGCGGAGCCUGAGCCUGCGGAGCCGGAGCAGCAAGGGGAGUCCGAACCAGUGCGUCCAUCAGGAGUGACGGUGGUGCCCAAGUCGGGGGAGCUCUUCUCGGCAGAUGACAUUGAGCACAUCAUGAGCAGCAUCACUGGUGACGAGGCGACAUGCCCAUCCAGCGGUGUCGCUCCUCCGGAGAUGGCCAGCCGGAGAACUGACAGCCUUCGAGCGAGGAGAAGAGCCGAGCCAGCCGAGGACUUUAGCCUUCCUGACCGUUCAAAGCUUCGUGAACAGAUCCGGGCCAUCGAUUCGUGGCUAGAAGAUGAUGUGAUGCACGAACAGGUGAACGAAGGUCAUCGACUGAGGAAGGACGAAUCUUCUUUGCAAGAGGUGCUGGCGAAGAGUGCCAAGGUCUCCAAACAGGCCUCUGACGUCACCUCUGAGGCCGAGGUGUUUGGCAAGUUGGAAUCGGCCAGAAGCCGCCACAAAGCAGGGGAGAAGCUGCCGCAGAAUGAGUUGAAGGAGCUCUCGCAGCGAGUGAAGCCUUUGUUGCCCACGAUGAACUUGGAGCAACUGGUGCGUGCACUGAAGCUCUUCUCGGCCACGGGCUAUCAGGACCAUGCGCUGUACCUUUCCAUCUUGGGUGAAAUUCCCGUCCAAGUCAGGGGCAUUUCCGCGGAGAUGCUGACGAAGUGCCUGCGUCUCCUAUGGAAGCUACGUCUUAAUGAGGAGACGUACUUGGAGCUUUUCUCCAUGGAGGCGAUGAACAUGAUCCGUGCCCAGCGGACGAACCGCUGCAAAGUCCGGCGACAUCCGAAGGAACAGUUGGAAGUGAAGGCUGCGCCGAAGCCGGCCCUGGCGCCGUUCAGUGCCCGAAUGUUGGUGCAGAUAGGGAACUCUUUGGCGCAGCUUGGGGCGAAACACCCCAGUCGGUUCAUGGACGUCUACCAGGAGCAGAUCGCCAUUGCCAUCCCCAACUUCACCCAGGAGGAAUGCGAGUUGGUGACACCUUGCUUAGCGGCCUCUCCGCUCCUGCCCGAUGCGCUCCGCCGGGCCUUUCUGGAGCGCUGCGCCGAGGUCGAUGCUGGUGCCCCCCUGAUGGCACCAGAGGCUACAGCGGCUCCGGACAUUGCACAGUACCAACAAGACACAGAGGUCUACAGGCGCCGCGCGAAGUCCUUUAAAAACAUCUUCGUCAUCGAGGCCUCGGUGCGGAAGGAGACCUGGGCCUUCUUCUCCUCGCUCCCCACGGAGGUGCGAAGCUACUUGGAUCGCCUGCACGAGCGCGGCGCCGCGAUGACGCACGCGGCACCCGUGGGCUUUGCUGCGGAGGUGGCACAGGUCUUAGAUCAGCUGGGCGUCAAUACCUGGACCGCCAUGGCAGGGCCUUUAGAACUUCACCUCCUUCAGGCCGCAUGA